Molecule: messenger RNA, 2402 nt
Organism: Harpegnathos saltator (Jerdon's jumping ant)
Lineage: Eukaryota; Metazoa; Arthropoda; Insecta; Hymenoptera; Formicidae
Exons: 6
Coding region: 945-1985 (346 amino acids)
Biological process (GO): endosomal transport; endoplasmic reticulum to Golgi vesicle-mediated transport
Cellular component (GO): late endosome membrane; plasma membrane; Golgi apparatus
Source: RefSeq, a predicted model, not a curated record
GGCACAGAGUGCGACGGGUUCGAUUACGGAAUGGUUCGUGUCAAGUUCCAACCGACACGUCACGGCUUAUCCGUGAUACAGUGCCGGUGAGGAGCGGGGUGGAGAGGUGGGAAGAUGAGCGUGUGGAAGUGCGAGCAAGUGAUCGGAGGUAAAAAAUUUCGAGUAUCGUAUGCGAGGAGAAAUCAAAGUCGCUGCAUUUGUCGCCGGACACCGUGUAUAUGAGCGCUCGAAACAGACACACUCGCGCGCCUACACGAUCAUCAACACAUUCGAGGAGUGUCUUUGAGUUUGAUGUCGGUGACCAUAUGAUACUCGCGGUCGGCAGUGAACGGCGCUGGCUUCGUUCGUUCGCUCGCUCGCUUUCGCUGCCGCGAGCCGUGCUAAAUUUACAUCCUCGCCGCCGUUCCGCCCGCUUCGCCAGAUUUGUCUUGCAUCGCGCGUUGCAUACCGCCGCGCUAUCGCGAAGAGAAUCUCCCGUGUGUGCAACGUGAUAAGACGGCGAUCGCCGUCGGUCGCCUGGACGAUCGGGGCUCCGUUUCCAAUGGACGGCGCAGAAGCGAAGGGUGAGCGGACUUCAUCAGCCGGACGAGCGCAGCGUGCUUUACUUGGCGUUAUCGCUAAUUGUAAGACGUACCGGAGACAGUUCGCGGGAUGGCAAGCAGGCCGCCAGCGGAGAGUCCACGCGUGAUCCGCUCGGAGAUUUGAAGCUCGAUCUUCGCCCCUCGUCACGUGAGCGCGCGCGCGGAUUUGAACGCAGCCGUCGCGAGUGAGGCUAAUGGUAUUCCGGGUAACAACUCCGGGUACUUUUCCGCUAAAAGCGCCAGUCCGCCGAAUGUCCCGUUUUCGCGUCUGCACGUCGCACUUGUCCGAGCAGCGUUAAUCAUCGCGUGACGAUGUGCCGCCAGUGUCUCGCCUUGUUUCGCAAUUAGCAAAUUCAAUUCGGGAUGUUGGUCGCGAGGCGGAGCGCCGUCGGCGUCGCGCGCUCCCGGCAGCGCGUGUGCGCGUUGCUUCGCGCGAACGCGUGCUGGCGCCGCAGGUGGCCCCUUUUAAUCGCCUUCGUUUCGUGUGUUAUUCUCGCGGCUACGCUCGUCAGAGUCUCGACCGUGAGCGAGACGAGCGCGACGAGCCGUGACACGUACCUGGACGACGUGCCCGGAGAUCUCUACCGAGAAGUAUUGCGCAAGUGGUACAACCUCUCCGACGGUAAAAGAUGGUUCAACGAGCGGAACGUGUCCACCCUGGGCCCGCGACUGUUUCGUCGGCUAUUGGCGGACAUUUGGCGGGACUGGCUAACGUGGCAGCACGACUCGAACAGGUCUUACGUUCUUCAAGAAGCGGACAUCCAAGACCCGUCGAUGGGACAGUCGGCCGCGAUCCGCGACAUCUUCGAGGAUAAGCGAAAUGGGUUUUUCAUAGAGUGCGGUGCGUACGACGGCGAGACGCGCAGCAACACCUUGUACUUGGAGCGGUUCAGGGGCUGGUCCGGUCUUCUCAUAGAGGCGGACCCUAUCAAUUUCACGAAGAUGCUGCAGAAGAAUAGACGGGCUUACCUCUCGCCGACCUGCCUCAGCGUCGCGAAGGAGAGCCCCACGCUGGCGUCCUUUCUCAUGGCGAGGAACCUGGGGCGUCUGCAUGUGGCCGACAACACCACGGGGGAUAUAUCGUCCAACACGGCCGACGUGGCGUACACGGGCCAGCACAUUCACGUGCAGUGCUUCCCACUGACACUCUACAUCGCCGCCUUGGGAAUCAAGACGGUCGAUUACUUGAGCCUCGACGUCGAGGGCAACGAGAUCGAGAUACUGGAGACAAUUCCGUUUAACGAGGUGGAUAUAAAGGCUCUCUCCGUGGAGUACAUACACGAUGCGAAGGGUCCAAAGUACAUGAUCGCUGCGAUGGAAAAGCAGGGCUAUUACGUUCACAGCUUUGUGAGGCAAGAGGACAACUUGGCCAACGAUAUUAUUUUCGUGAAACGCGACACGUAACGAGCGCACGGACAUGGAUGUGGUCGGUGACGUUCGUCGGGGACUUCCGUUUUCCUUGAACGAGACGAACACCGAGUGUAGUCGUGAGUGUAGUCGUGAGUGCACGCGCUAGUGCACAGUGCGUUCGUGCUUGGCGUUUAGAAUCCUUCACGGGCAACGAGACGCGUAGGUCUCGUUUCGGUUUUACCCGAGGAAAACAAACUUACCAGACUCGGCCGGAAUAUUUAACCAUCUCUCGAAAGAAUGACUCGACUUGUUUUCUUCCAUCGCUUGUGUCUCGUUGAAUCCUCGUCGAGAGGAGAGAGCAGACUCCGACUCGCCUGCCGACGAAUCACGCAAUUUGCGAAAUUAAAAUUGCAAAAGUUUAGCCACGGUUGUAGCCGCACAGUCGGAUGUUAAUGAAAACAUUUUAUUUUA